Colletes gigas is the source of this 1345-nucleotide messenger RNA. It is a transcript of the gene ifc, whose product is annotated as sphingolipid delta(4)-desaturase DES1. The coding region runs from base 167 to 1246 and encodes 359 amino acids. Gene Ontology annotation, cellular component: membrane. Gene Ontology annotation, biological process: ceramide biosynthetic process. The record is from RefSeq and is a predicted model, not a curated record. Lineage: Eukaryota; Metazoa; Arthropoda; Insecta; Hymenoptera; Colletidae. Gene Ontology annotation, molecular function: sphingolipid delta-4 desaturase activity. The transcript has 7 exons.
GAUUUACUCUGUUCUGCAAAAAGAAGUGCAAAACGGAAUGAGAGAGAAUAAAAGAGACUAAAAACAAACGAAAGACGUUACAACGCAGACGAAAUAUUGGCACUUUAUUUCCCUCCAUCUUUUGGAUGGCGGAUUCUGUUCUUCGUGUGCGCAACCAGUAUGCGCAAUGGGCGUAAUUAUGUUCUCAAGGUGGGUGCAUACAGAAGUCGUGCUCGGUAAACACUGUUUACAAAAGGUGGAAACAAGAUGGAAUGAGGCCUGCUCAGCAAGACGUAAUAAAAUGGGUCAACACGUUACGAAGACCGACUUCGAAUGGGUUUAUACGGAAGAACCGCAUGCAUCACGUCGUAAAAUAAUUUUAGAGAAAUAUCCACAAAUAACGAAAUUGUUUGGAUAUGAUCCUAUGUUUAAAUGGAUAGUCACAGGAAUGGUUUUAAUUCAAUUAAUAACCAUGUUUAUUGUAAAAGAUUUAAACUAUCCAAUGAUGUUGCUUUUAGCAUACUGUUUUGGAGGUGUAAUUAAUCAUUCUCUUAUGUUAGCAAUACAUGAAAUAGCACAUAAUCUUGCCUUCGGACAUUCUAGACCUCGGGCCAAUAGAUUAUUUGGGUAUUUUGCUAAUUUACCUAUAGGUAUACCUAUAUCUAGUAGCUUUAAAAAGUAUCACCUUAUACAUCAUCGUUAUCAAGGAGACGAAGUAUUAGAUACCGAUUUACCAACAUUAUUGGAAGCCAAAUUAUUCUGUACAACAUUUGGAAAGUUUUGUUGGAUAUGUUUGCAACCAUUUUUUUAUGCAUUUAGACCUUUUUUUGUUUAUCCACUAGCACCCACAUUAAUAGAAUUUAUAAAUUUAGCGAUACAACUCACAUUUGAUGCAUUGGUAUGGUACUUUUUAGGUGGAAAAGUGUUAGUCUAUUUACUUUUUGGAUCAGUAAUGGCAAUGGGUUUGCAUCCUGUAGCUGGUCAUUUUAUAUCAGAACAUUAUAUGUAUGCCAAAGGUUUUGAAACGUACAGUUACUAUGGUCCAUUAAAUUGGAUUACAUUUAAUGUUGGAUAUCAUAAUGAACAUCAUGAUUUUCCUGCUGUUCCUGGUUCAAGAUUACCAGAUGUAAAACGUAUAGCUUCCGAAUAUUAUGAUACUUUGCCACAGCAUACUUCUUGGAUCUCUGUUUUGUAUGAUUUUGUUAUGGAUCCUGAGAUAGGUCCAUAUGCAAGGAUGAAGAGAAAACAUAGGGGGCUAUCUUCAUAAAUCUUAGAAAAUUUUAUAUUAUUAAAAAAUGAAUAAUUAACAAUUAACAUCUGGAACUUAAAAUUGCAUGCACAUGUAACACAUUCAAUAUUAGUAUUU